Molecule: messenger RNA, 750 nt
Organism: Cordyceps fumosorosea ARSEF 2679
Lineage: Eukaryota; Fungi; Ascomycota; Sordariomycetes; Hypocreales; Cordycipitaceae
Product: Hly-III-related protein
Exons: 2
Coding region: 1-750 (249 amino acids)
Cellular component (GO): membrane
Molecular function (GO): signaling receptor activity
Source: RefSeq, a predicted model, not a curated record
AUGAGACAGGCAACCAACAUCUGGUCGCAUCUUCUCGGAGCAGCGCUGUUCCUCCUCGGCCUUGUCAACUUUCUGCACCUGCGGUCCCUAGCCAGCGAGGACGGCUCGUGGGCCUCCGACGUCGCCGCCGUCGGCGUCUACUACCUCUGCGUCGUCGUCUGCUUCGUGCUGUCGACGGCCUUCCACACCUUUGCCGACCACAGCGCCGCCGCGCACCGUUUCGGCAACGAGCUCGACCACCUCGGCAUCGUGCUCGUCAUGUGGGGGACCGGCGUCUCCGGCGCGCACUUUACGCUGUACUGCGAGCCGCCGGGCAUCCGUGCGCUCUACCACGCGGCGCUCACGUCCGCCGCCGUCGGCUGCGGCGUCUUCACCCUGCGGCCGGCCUUCCGCCACCCCACGUACCGCACGAUGCGCUUCCUCAUGUACUGCGGCCUCGGGGCCAGCCUGUUCGCGCCCGCGCUGCACGGCUGGGCGCGGUCCGGCAGCCUCGCGGCGGUCGGCGAGAUGAUGGGCCUGGGGUCGUUCCUGGGCCUCGCUGGGAUCAACUUUGCGGGCGCGGCGCUGUACGCGGCGAGGGUCCCGGAGCGGUGGUUUCCGGGCACGUUCGACCUGCUCGGGCAGAGCCACAACUUGAUGCACGUCCUGGUGUUUACGGGCGCGCUGGUCAGGCUGAAUGGGCUGCUGGCGGUGAUGGAGCAAUGGCGGCAGGAUACGCUGGCAAACGGGUUUUGUCAAAGCGUGAGUUAG